UCGUAUUUAUAAUAUUGAAAUUCUUGUUUAAAUUGUUUGUCAACUUGUAACUUUCCAUCCAACUGAAAUAAAGAAUAUUUUUCUACAUAUUGCGUGAGAAGAUAAAUAACAUGGCGAUGCAAUCUGUAAGACAAAGAUUUUUCCAAAUCAUAAGAGAAUCGGAUAAGAAGAGAUUUUUAAGCUCCCAGCAAAUAAUUGAUCGUGACAAUAAGUACGGUGGUAUCCAUUUCAAACCAUUACCAGUUGUUUUGACUCGGGGAGAAGGAGUUUAUCUGUGGGAUGUCGAUGGAAAACGGUAUUUGGACUUCUUAGCGGGAUUUUCCACUGUCAACCAGGGCCACUCUCACCCACGUUUAGUGAAAAUCAUGAGAGAUCAGGUUGGAAAGGUGACACACACAUCGAGAGCCUUUUAUUCAGAGCCUCAUGGCGAACUGGGAGAAUAUUUAACGAAACUUCUGGGAUGGGAUCGAUUUUUACCGAUGAACACAGGUGUUGAAGGUGGCGAAACGGCUAUUAAAAUAGCUAGACGCUGGGGAUAUAGAGUGAAGAAAGUGCAGAGUAAUAAAGCCACUGUCGUGUUUGCUGAAAACAAUUUCUGGGGCCGUACGUUAGCUGCAUUAUCGGCCUCAUCGGACCCAAACUGUUACACGGAUUUCGGCCCAUACAUGCCUCUCUUCGAAAAAGUGCCGUAUAAUGAUCUGGCUGCUCUGGAGAAAAAGUUCCAGGAGAACCCCAACAUCUGCGCGUUCAUGAUGGAACCUGUCCAGGGAGAAGCUGGUGUUGUUGUGCCGAGCGAUGGCUAUCUAAAAGGUGUAAGAGAAUUAUGUACAAAAUACAACGUUCUGUGGAUUGCCGACGAGGUACAGACUGGUCUUGGCAGAACUGGUACGCGCUUGGCGAUUGAUCAUGAAGGUUGCAGGCCGGAUAUUCUCAUUCUGGGGAAAGCACUCUCUGGUGGCAUGUAUCCGGUUUCCGGUGUCCUGGCGGAUGACCAGAUAAUGCUCUGCCUGGAAACAGGUUCGCAUGGAAGUACCUUUGGUGGAAGUCCGCUCGGAAACAGAGUUGCCCUGGAGGCGGUUAAGAUAAUAGAGGAGGAGAAUUUGGCAGAGAAUGCAAAGAAGCUCGGAAAAAUUCUCAAGGAGGAGCUGAGCAAGGUGCCGAAGGACAUUGCGACAGAAUUUCGUGGACGUGGCCUUUUAGCUGGUCUCAUAAUCAAAAAAGAAUUCGCCGAGGGUUGGGAUAUCUGUCUGAAAUUGAGAGAUGCUGGCUUGUUGACGAGACCUGCACACGGUCAGAUCAUUAGAAUAUCACCUCCGUUAACGAUUACGGAGGGACAGCUGCGAGAAGGAAUAAACAUUCUCACUACAGUCCUGAAAAACUACAAAUAAAAAUAUCGUAACAUUUCGUACUUAUUAUAAAUAUAUUUUUACAACAGAUCA
This is a messenger RNA of Ooceraea biroi (clonal raider ant), 1439 nucleotides long. RefSeq names its product ornithine aminotransferase, mitochondrial-like. The record is from RefSeq and is a predicted model, not a curated record. Gene Ontology annotation, molecular function: identical protein binding; L-ornithine transaminase activity; pyridoxal phosphate binding. Lineage: Eukaryota; Metazoa; Arthropoda; Insecta; Hymenoptera; Formicidae. Gene Ontology annotation, cellular component: cytoplasm.